Penicillium hordei is the source of this 2058-nucleotide messenger RNA. RefSeq lists its product as uncharacterized. Lineage: Eukaryota; Fungi; Ascomycota; Eurotiomycetes; Eurotiales; Aspergillaceae. The record is from RefSeq and is a predicted model, not a curated record. Gene Ontology annotation, molecular function: DNA binding; zinc ion binding; DNA-binding transcription factor activity, RNA polymerase II-specific. Gene Ontology annotation, biological process: DNA-templated transcription; regulation of DNA-templated transcription. The transcript has 5 exons. The coding region runs from base 1 to 2058 and encodes 685 amino acids.
AUGCAAGAGAGCAGGAAGCGCUCCCGUCUCAGCCCCGAGGUUGACUCCACAACACCUGCCUGCAAUCAGUGCCGGUCGCGUAAGAUUCGAUGCGAUCGUAUAAAGCCAGAAUGCUCAACCUGUCGCAAAGCUGGUGUCCUCUGCGACUUUUCUGCCUCGUUCAAAAGGACGAAUCCGGCAAAGCAACUGGCACAAGACUUCUCGUCAGUCCUCGGCCGGUUGGACCAUGUAGAUCGAUCGCUGAUCCACCUGUCUCAACAAGUUGAAUCGUUGACCGCAACGUCUACUUCCAGGGAAGAGCCAUUCCUCCUGCCGAGUACCCAAGAAAAACCUGGGCCAUACACCAAUCAGGGGAAAGCGAGCUCGAACACAAGUCCAAUAAGACAGGUUUUCUCGACGGAGGAGAGUAGCGAGCAUCUGUACAGCUAUCCUGCCGCUUUGUGUUUAUUCCGCUCCUCACAGAAGUUGCUCAAGGCAACCCUUUAUACCAAGUCUCCGUCGCUCAGCGGUCCCUUAGCGGAAAUUUCGCAAAAUAGUGACCUACGGCCAUCGCUAAUACAUCACUGUGAGACUUUUCCGUUUCGAAAAAGGUGUACUGAUAGGCUCAGUGCUGGCGAUCAACGGCCUAUCUCGGCACCUCCUCAGGAUGUCGUGUAUUCCUUGCUCGAUCGAUAUCUCAAUCACAUAAACUUCUUUGUGCCAGUGUUUGAGGCUGAUGAUUUAUAUGCCGCCAUCCGAGAAUGUUUCCAAUGUGAUGGCCCUCCCAUCAACCCUGCCUGGCUGGUGUGUUUGAACAGCAUUGUUCUGCUGACGUUACAGCUGGAUGCCCAAGUGGCCCGGAGAUCUGGCUUCAAAAUUAACCCGUGGAGCAAUAGUUCGCAGGUAAUUUCCGACGCCUUUAACAACUGCUGUCGAGCCCUCGGCGACCCGCACGCGCUGUCGCAGCCAACAGUCGUCAACAUUCAGGCUCGCAUCAUGCUGGCGCUGGUGACACGAGAGUUCUUUAUCACUACGGCAUUUGAAAGGGCUUGCUACUCAGCUUGUCAACUUGCGCGGUCGAUGGGCCUUCACCGGUCCGUGGGGAUGGAUGAGAGCGCGCUACAAGCCCGCGAGCGACUCUAUUGGAUCCUAUACGACAUGGACAAGACCCGGGUUUUCCUCCGUGGUAAUUCUCCCGAUCUACAUUUCUUUGACUCCGAGUUUCAGCCCCGUCUAUCUACCUCGGACAUCUCCCCCGAGAUGCAUCUCCAUGCCAUCGCAUCACAUAUGAUGACUGUCUGGGAGGAAAUCUACAUUGGCCUAUACUCAGCAAGAGCGGUACGCUCAGGAGCGAAUUACCGCAAAGAUCAAGUGCAUCGGUUGCAACGUCUUUGUGAUGAGUCUCUACUUUUAAUUCCUCCACUGCGGUCCCACAACCCCGGCCUACGUCUGAUGCAGCUGGAGGUAAAAUAUUGCUAUCAUGUCAGCAAAAGUUUGAUUCACCGUUGUGAUCAGAAGGCCGAGAGACGGCAGAUCACGCACGAUCAUGCCGUUUCGGCCCUUCAAAUUAUGACUGAUGUGUUCGAGGAGCCUGUGACCCCAAGCAGCUGCCUUGUCCUGAGCCGGAUGUUCCAAAAUUACCCACUAAUUGGAUUCCACGACCUGUGUGUACGAUAUCUCACAGGAGAUGGUGUGGUCGAUUCUGCGGCCAUAAUUCCACGAAUAAUGAACCUUCGUCAUCAAUUGGGCUCCAUAGAUCAUCAGGAAGUAUCCAGCGCAUAUGUGACGAAGCUUCAUCAGGGGGUCACUUGGUGCACCGACUUAAUUAGCAUGGUUUUCGACGCAGGGCAGAGUUGGCAGCCCGCCCCAUUCCUGCUGACCCCGUCGGCGACCAAUGAUUCCAGUGAUCCCCAAAAAUCUGCGCCGGUCUGUUAUGGCUCUGCAACUGAGUGGCUGGAAGAUGAGGAUAAUCUAACCCCGGAGCAACCAUAUCCCCUCGGAUCGUUUCCAUCGCCGGAUUACUUCUUCGACCCUGCACUUCUUGAAUCUUUGCUCAUGGAAGGACAUUUCGCCUCGUAG